Ochotona curzoniae (black-lipped pika) is the source of this 551-nucleotide messenger RNA. It is a transcript of the gene MRPS16, whose product is annotated as mitochondrial ribosomal protein S16. Bases 96 to 512 code for a protein of 138 amino acids. Gene Ontology annotation, biological process: mitochondrial translation. Gene Ontology annotation, molecular function: structural constituent of ribosome. The record is from RefSeq and is a predicted model, not a curated record. NCBI's taxonomy places the organism in Eukaryota, Metazoa, Chordata, Mammalia, Lagomorpha, Ochotonidae. The transcript has 3 exons. Gene Ontology annotation, cellular component: mitochondrial small ribosomal subunit; ribosome.
GGGAUAGAUGGGGGAAAGGGGAUCGUGUGGAUCCGCGCCCUGACAGCGGGGGCCGGCAGGUGCAGGCGACGCGCCCACCUGAGGAGCGACGCGCCAUGGUCCACUUGACCGCCCCGCUCUGCAAGGCCUACCGCGCGGGCCACUUAACCAUCCGCCUGGCCUUGGGUGGCUGCACCAACCGCCCCUUCUACCGCAUCGUAGCCGCGCACAACAAGUGCCCGAGGGAUGGCCGCUUCGUGGAGCAGCUGGGCUCCUACGACCCACUGCCCAACAGCCACGGAGAAAAGCUCGUUGCCCUCAACCUGGACAGGAUCAGGCAUUGGAUCGGUUGCGGGGCCCACCUCUCCAAGCCUGUGGAAAAGCUGCUGGGUCUUGCUGGCUUUUUCCCUCUGCAUCCCAUGGUGGUCACAAACGCCGAGAGACUGCGGAGGAAGCGGGCACAGGAAGUCCUCUUAGCAUCUCAGAAAACAGAUGCCAAGGCUGAUGAGACAGAAGAGAGCGGCCUGCAGUGAGCCGAGCAGUGGACACGAGGGCACUGCUCUCUAAGAAAC